Messenger RNA from Vitis vinifera (wine grape), 642 nucleotides. Its product is annotated as RNA polymerase II C-terminal domain phosphatase-like 4. NCBI's taxonomy places the organism in Eukaryota, Viridiplantae, Streptophyta, Magnoliopsida, Vitales, Vitaceae. The record is from RefSeq and is a predicted model, not a curated record. The transcript is spliced from 5 exons. The coding region runs from base 1 to 642 and encodes 213 amino acids. Gene Ontology annotation, molecular function: RNA polymerase II CTD heptapeptide repeat phosphatase activity.
AUGGGUGAACAGUUUUAUGCCUUGGAAAUGGUCAAGGUCCUUGAUCCUAGAACCGUAUAUUUCAGUUCUAGUGUCAUUUCACAAGCUGAUUCUACCCAAAGACAUCAAAAGGGUCUUGAUGUGGUGCUGGGACCAAAAAGCGCAGUUCUAAUUCUUGACGAUACAGAAAGGAGUGAUGAAAGUGAACCUGAUGGAGCGCUUGCAACUAUCCUCAAAGUUCUUCAACAGACCCAUAGCACACUCUUUGAUCCGGAACUCAGUGAUAAUUUUUCUGGAAGAGAUGUGAGGCAGGCUGCAGGGAUACCUGCAAAAGCUGUUAUUGGACAAGCUGUUCUAAUCUUUGAUUUUUUUUAUGGGCUCUUUGAUUUUGAUCAAUUAGAUUCACCUGGAUCAAAAAAUUGCUUUAUUUCUGCUUAUGAUUGUAGCCUCAAAACUAGGUUAAAUGAUGGAGGAGCCAAAUGCCAUAUUCUCUUUUCCAUUUGUCAGUCUGGUUCACGCCAUGUUCAGUCUGGUUCUGAAUCGAUUCGGAGGGAAGUCCAGAAGGGAUGCAAGAUAGUCUUCACUCGGGUUUUUCCUGCCAAAUUCCAGGCUGAUAAUCACCCUCUAUGGAAGAUGGCUGAGCAGUUGGGAGCCUCAUGCUAA